Erigeron canadensis is the source of this 1250-nucleotide messenger RNA. RefSeq names its product glyoxylate/succinic semialdehyde reductase 1. Gene Ontology annotation, cellular component: cytosol. The coding region runs from base 174 to 1052 and encodes 292 amino acids. Lineage: Eukaryota; Viridiplantae; Streptophyta; Magnoliopsida; Asterales; Asteraceae. Gene Ontology annotation, molecular function: 3-hydroxybutyrate dehydrogenase activity; NADP binding; NAD binding. The record is from RefSeq and is a predicted model, not a curated record. The transcript has 8 exons.
UUUUAUAAACAAGGGUUAGGAAAACAGCAUUAUACUAUUUUAAUGAAUACGAGUAUAUUAUUUAGAUACAUAGGAAAAAAGGAAACUUUUGAGAUUAUUAGUGAAGGGUUUUGAAGAUCAGUAUAUACCCAGUUCACCACUAAAAAAAACAAGAAAAAUUUCAUAGAAUAAAAAUGGAAGAAAUUGGGUUUUUGGGGAUGGGAAUAAUGGGAAAAGCUAUGGCUAUGAACUUGCUUAGAAAUGGAUUUAAGGUUACUGUUUGGAAUCGUACUCUGUCCAAGUGUGAUGAACUAAAAGAGCAUGGUGCUUCCGUAGGAGAAAGUCCUGCAGCUGUAAUCAAGAAGUGCAAGUACACUAUCGGGAUGCUAUCAGAUCCCCCUGCAGCUCUUUCUGUUGUAUUUGAUAAACACGGAAUUCUAGAGGAAAUUUGCAGUGGCAAAGGUUACAUUGACAUGUCAACAGUUGAUGCUGAAACUUCUUCAAAAAUCAGCGAGGCGGUAACAGCUAAAGGUGGUGAUUUUCUUGAAGCUCCAGUCUCUGGUAGCAAAAAGCCAGCUGAAGAUGGACAAUUAGUAAUCCUUGCUGCGGGGAAAAAGGGACUGUAUGAGGAAAUUAUUCCUGCCUUUGACGUAUUAGGGAAGAAAUCAUUCUUCUUGGGCGAGGUUGGAAAUGGAGCUAAGAUGAAACUUGUUGUGAACAUGAUUAUGGGCAGUAUGAUGAAUGCCUUCUCAGAGGGGCUUGUACUUGCUGAUAAAAGUGGUCUUAGCCCUAAAACUCUUCUGGAUGUUUUGGAUCUUGGUGCCAUUGCUAAUCCUAUGUUCAAAAUGAAAGGCCCUUCAAUGAUCCAAAACAAAUACAACCCUGCAUUUCCUUUGAAACAUCAACAGAAGGACAUGAGGUUGGCUCUUGCCCUUGGUGAUGAAAAUGCCGUCUCCAUGCCAGUAGCAGCUGCUGCAAAUGAGGCAUUCAAGAAGGCCAGAAGCACAGGCCUAGGAGAUCUUGAUUUUUCAGCUGUUUAUGAGAUCUUCAAAGUUACAGAACCCUCAACUUGAUGAUUAUAAAGCAACAAGAUCGUGAAGGAAGCAACCGAAACAGGAUUUAACUCAAGCAUUCUUCCUCUCAUUAAUUCUGAGAUGUGUGUUAACAUAUUACAAAGAACAUUUAGUACUCUGUGUUCUAUCUUCAUGUGGAUUAAAGCAAGUUACCGAUAUAUGGUCUUAAAUGGAGAAUUCAUUUUGGCUCUUCCUUUA